AUGAAGACCCUUCUGCUUCUCGCGUUCAUCGUCGGACUGACGUGUGGAGAGGAGAUCAAGGACCUGCCAGGAUUGGAUUUCGAGCCAAACUUCAAGCAUUAUUCGGGAUUCUUCCAGGUUUCGGAUAACCAUGUUUUGCAUUACUGGUUCGUGGAAUCCCAAAACGACCCAUCUGCCGAUCCACUGAUCUUCUGGUUCAACGGUGGUCCAGGAUGCUCUUCCCUUGACGGACUUCUCAACGAAAUGGGACCAUACGUUGCCAACGAGGACGGAAAGACCCUCAGAGAAAACGAGUACUCGUGGAACAAGAUGGCUUCAGUUGUCUACAUUGAAUCGCCAGCUGGAGUCGGAUACUCCUACGCCACCGACGGAAACAUCACCACCAAUGACGACUUGACAUCUCUUGAGAACUACGAAGCUGUCAAACAAUUCUUCACCGAAUUCCCACAAUUCCGUCAUCAUCAAACAUUCAUCAUGGGAGAGUCCUACGGAGGAGUUUAUGUUCCAACCUUGACUGCCAGAAUUGUCGAUGGACAAAAGGACUUCCCAAUCAAUUUGAAGGGAAUGGCUCUUGGAAAUGGAUAUGUGAACGAGAAGUUGAACAUUGACACAUCUGUCCGAUUCGCUUAUGGACAUGGAUUGAUUGAUGAGAAGAUCUGGAACACUUUGGAGAGAGACUGCUGCUCUGGAUGCAUUGACUCUUGUGAUCUUACCCAGGUGUCUGGACACUGUGCCACUAUGGUUGAGGACAUCUUCCAAUUCUUGUGGUUUGGAGGCCUCAACCCAUAUGAUUUGUACAGAGAUUGCGAUCCAAACCCAUCGAUUAACAGCAAGAGAAUGAGACAUAUGUUGAGAGGUGUUGCUCCAGUCAUGGCAAAGUUCGAUGAGCAGUUGAAGAAUCAAACUAAGACAUCGCUCUACAAGUUCUUGAAGAAUAAGUCCGAGAAGCCACUCACCGCCGACGUUCCAUGCCUCAAUGACACCGAGAUGCUCUCGUACAUGAAUGAUCCAAAGGUCCGCAAGGCCAUUCAUAUUCCAUUCAACCUUGGAAAGUGGGAUAUCUGCAGCGACAAGGUGACCACCACCUACCAGAAGCAGUACACCGACAUGACUCCAUUCAUCAAGAAGAUCGUCAAGAAUCACGUGCGGGUUCUUCUGUACUACGGAGACACUGACAUGGCAUGCAACUUCAUGAUGGGACAACAGUUCGCCGAUCAGCUCGGAAUCCGUAGAACUCUCAAAAAGACUCCAUGGAAGUACGACAGACAAAUCGCCGGAUUCAAGACACUUUUCGAUGGGCUCAGCUUCAUUACGAUCCGUGGAGCAGGACACAUGGCACCACAAUGGAGAGCUCCACAAAUGUACUACGCUGUUCAGCAGUUCUUGCUCAAUCAUCCAAUCUAA
Molecule: messenger RNA, 1404 nt
Organism: Caenorhabditis briggsae
Lineage: Eukaryota; Metazoa; Nematoda; Chromadorea; Rhabditida; Rhabditidae
Exons: 4
Coding region: 1-1404 (467 amino acids)
Biological process (GO): proteolysis
Molecular function (GO): serine-type carboxypeptidase activity
Source: RefSeq, a predicted model, not a curated record